AUGAGAACAUCCCUCUUUUACGCCCUCAACGGGGCCCUCGGGGUGGUCGCCCACGAGUCGCUUGCCCAUUUUAAGAUUGAAUCCGGUAAAGAAGAGCAUCGCUCUCUUGAAGGAUGCUCAAAGGAUGGCAAGCACAAAUGGGUUCCCGACCCUGCGACAUUUGUCUUUCCUGAGAACGACUACAAGCCCGGCAACUCCUGGGACCUCUGUGUCGGCACAUCUCAUUGCGCCCCCCACGAGGCCUUGACUCAGGUUUCCUUCGAUUUCAAGGACAACGGCAUCGUCUUCAACUUCAAGCAUAUCGACCACUACAAGUACGAAGAUGUAGCCGUCUACAUCGAGCGUGGUCAGCCUCCCACAGAGGACUCUUUCAAGUACAACAAGAAGAGCGACCACUGCAAGGCCAAGAACGACUACAAGGAGGCCAAGUGCUUGGUUCCCUUCUUCUCCCUUUCGGAUGGCGGCUCUUACGGCGACCUCUGUCCCCUCGAGGACAACGGAGGCUGGAGACUUUACAUCAAGGUCAAGGCCACCGUUUCCCACGGGAACAAGAAAUACGAGCUCUACAGCCGCUCUCCCGAUAUCAACGAGAAGUACUUCGUUGUCAGCUACACCUGCGCUGAGUGCAAGGAGUACAAGCACAAGAAGAUCGAGUUGAUUGAGGAGAAGGAAGAAGCAGAGGCCGAAGCCGAAGAAUCUGAAGAAGAAAAGGAGAACAAGAAGAAGAAGGAAGAGGCCGAGGAAGAGGCUGAGGAGGCAAAGAAGAAGUACAAGAAGAAGAAGGAGGAGGAGGAGGAGGCUGAGGAACAGGAACAGGAACAGGAAAAGAAGAAGAAAUACAAGAAGGAGGAAGAGGAGGAGGCUGAAACUGAAGAGGAAGAAGAGAAGCACAAGGAGCAUCACCAUGAGCAUUACCAUAAGCAUCACCAUAACCAUGGUCACAACCAUGCUCAUCGUCAUGGACACAGACACGGUCACCUCCACGGUCAUCUUCACAAGGAGCAUCACCAUCAUGAUCACCGCCAUAAGAACCAUCAUCAUGACCCUCAUCAUAAGCAUCAUGCCCGUUCUUAUGAUCAUCAUGACCACCAUAAGCACCACGAUCCUGGACAUUACCAUCAUGACCACCACGAGGGUCACAGGCAUCACGAUCCCGGUCAUCACCAUGGUCAUCACGGUCACCACGAUGGCCAUGAUCACUACAAGCUCCAUCACUACUAUGAUCCCAACAGCCACCGCGACUUCAAUGCUUUCUUGGACGACUACUUUAAGCACUUCGGUUAUCACUACCACCACGCUGAUCCCGGUCAUCACCAUGGGCAUCACGGUCAUCAUGACGGUCAUCAUCAUGGUCACCACGAUGGUCACCACCACCAUGAUCCUUACGAGCAUCUCUAUGGCGAGCAUCAUGAUGGAAACCACCAUUAUGAGCACCACGACGGAAAGCAUCACCACAAUGAGCAUCACAAGCAUCAUCAUGUUGAGCACCAUGAUGGAUAUAACCACCACCAUGCUCGCGGCUUGCUCGAGGAAGAUGGAGAGAAACACCAUGGACAUAAGCACCACCACGGACAUCAUCAUGGACAUAACCACAGCCACGCUCAUGACCAUGUUCACAAGCACCGUCACAAGCACUUUGACGACCAUGUCCACUACAAGGAGCAUCAUGUUUACUACGACUAUAAGGACGAUGGCCACCAUGGGUAUGAUCAUCACGAUCCUCAAAAGCACCAUUAUGGUCAUCAUGAUGGCCACCACGGUCACCAUGGUCACCACCACCAUGAUCCUCAUAAGCAUCACUACAGCCAUGAGUACGACUACGGCCACUACAAGCGAUCUGAGCACAAGGAUCCAGUUACCAUCUACUACAAGGAAAAGUCCGAUCACUCUCGCACUCACAUUGAUGCUUCCAAGAAGGAAAAGGCAUCCAAGAGUGAGCUCGAGGCCGAGAAGCACAAGAAGCUUUUGGAAGAGGCCAGUAAGAAGGACGAGUACAAGUACAAGCACAAGGGCGAUCCUAAGCACAAGUAUCACUCCGAAGAGGAUAAGUACAAGCAUGAGAAAGAGCACGGGCAUAAGUAUAAGUACGGACCCAAGUACGAGCAUGAGCAUGAGCAUGAGCACGAUAAGAGGUCUGCUUCCGAGCAUGGUGAUUACAAGUCCAAGGAGGAGGUCAAAGAGGUUUUGAAGGGACACUUCCAAGAGGCUCUCAACAAGUUCUACCACGCUUACUUCGCCAAGAAGGAGCACAAGCACUAUGAGCACGAGAAGCCUGAGGAGAAGUACGACUCUGGUCACUACAAGCACAAGGAGUACAAGCAUGAGGAACCUGAAAAGGAACACCACUCUGGUCACCAGGAGCACAAGGAGUACGAACCUAAGCACUACGAGCAUAAGGAGCACGGGCCUAAGGAAGAGCACAAGGAGCACCACUACAAGCACCCAAAGGAACAUGAGCAUGAGCACGAGCAUGAGCCCAAGAAGCAUCAUCAUGAUGAGAAUGAGGAACAUGAAGAACAUGAGGACAAGCCUGAAAAGAAGCAUCACUACGACCAUGAGCAGAAGGAGCAUGAGCACGAGCCCACCACCGAGUUCGAGAAGUCCUCUCACUAUUCUGCCAAGAAGGCGAGCUUGGAGAGUGAGAAGGAAAAGGCCAAACACGAGGCUUUGGAGAAGCUUUGGGAUGCCCGCAUCACUCAUGAGCGCAAGUUCAAAGAGAAGCUUUUCUUCCUUGAAGUCGGCCACUGGGGCAAGAAGGGUGCCCACAAGCGCUCUCUUGAGUCCAAGCCUAGCGAGGCUACUGAGAUUGACGUCAACAGUGCCAAGGUCGAAGAGUACAUUGAGGAAGCUGAGGACAAAAUCUUGGACAAAAUCGAGAAGGCCAUCCGAACAGCUAUCAAGAAGACCGGUGCGAACCCUAGCACUGAAACUAUCAUCGAGUUCCUCCAGAAGCUUGAGGAGGUCAUCGAGAAGGUAUUCGCAGAUAACUUCCACAAGAUCGUCCGCCGCAUCGUCAAGAUCAAAGGUGUUGCAAAGCCUGAUGAGGAUCUCAUUUAUGAUACCCUUACUAUUGCUAUCCAGGAUAUCGUCAAGGUUGCCGACAAGAUCUUCGUCAAGGCCCUCAAGGAUCUGGGCGAUAGCCCUUCAGAUGAGGAGGUCGAACACGCCAUCAAGACGGUUCUGAAGCUUCUCGAUGAGGUCAUCGACAAAGAAAUCCGCAAGGCCCUCAUAAUCAUCUUCAAGUUGGAGGAGGAGGAGACCGCUGAGACUACUGAAUCCACCGAGCAUGGUAAGCACGAUAAGCGCUCCGAUCCCUAUGACGACACCACGGUCGAGAAGGCUGUUGAGAAGACCGUUGAGAAAUGGGCUGCUAAGUACGUCGAGGAAGAUGAGAAGAAGCACAAGCCCCUGAAGCGCUCCGUGCGAUUCGCUCGACUCUACAACUGA
Messenger RNA from Fusarium fujikuroi IMI 58289, 3447 nucleotides. RefSeq lists its product as uncharacterized. The transcript has 3 exons. Gene Ontology annotation, biological process: membrane fusion; endoplasmic reticulum to Golgi vesicle-mediated transport; intracellular protein transport. Lineage: Eukaryota; Fungi; Ascomycota; Sordariomycetes; Hypocreales; Nectriaceae. The record is from RefSeq and is a predicted model, not a curated record. The coding region runs from base 1 to 3447 and encodes 1148 amino acids. Gene Ontology annotation, cellular component: endoplasmic reticulum; Golgi stack; ER to Golgi transport vesicle membrane.